Messenger RNA from Adineta ricciae, 321 nucleotides. The record is from the annotation of a GenBank genome assembly. NCBI's taxonomy places the organism in Eukaryota, Metazoa, Rotifera, Eurotatoria, Adinetida, Adinetidae.
AUGAAACUCAAGAACGUUACAGUCGAGCAGUCCUUACACUUUUUGUACCAUGACGCAAUGUGGCUGAUCUUUGUGAUGUCAAUCACACCUACAAGAACAUAUGAAAAGCAUUCUAACAAGGGAUCAGCAUUACGCACACAUAUCCAUGCAUUAAUUUUCAAUCAAGGUCUACCAAGUAUUUUCUUAACUCUCAAUCCGGCUGAUAUUCAUAGUCCCGUCGCAUUAUAUUUUGCCGAUAUUAAACCUGAUCUAGACAAUGCUCAAGCAGAACAACUUAUGGAUACAUACAGACGUGCCGAAAUCAUAGGCUUACGUCUCUAA